This is a messenger RNA of Alternaria hordeiaustralica, 2025 nucleotides long. RefSeq lists its product as uncharacterized. Gene Ontology annotation, molecular function: RNA polymerase II transcription regulatory region sequence-specific DNA binding; DNA-binding transcription factor activity, RNA polymerase II-specific. The transcript has a single exon. Gene Ontology annotation, biological process: regulation of transcription by RNA polymerase II. The record is from RefSeq and is a predicted model, not a curated record. The coding region runs from base 1 to 2025 and encodes 674 amino acids. NCBI's taxonomy places the organism in Eukaryota, Fungi, Ascomycota, Dothideomycetes, Pleosporales, Pleosporaceae. Gene Ontology annotation, cellular component: nucleus.
AUGGCGCGCGGAAGACGCGCUAAGGCCGCCGCCUAUCACUGUGCGAUAUGUCAGCAGUCCUUCUCCAGCAAAGCUGAGCUCAACCACCACACUGCCAACCACGACGACACCAGCACUGCGAAGCUGGUGUGCGCCAUCUGCGGCUGGUAUUUCGACGAUUCGCACGCCCUCGAGCUCCAUCAGAUACAGAGCAGUCACGCACCUCCCCAGCCAGCAUCUACGAGCUUGACAACGGCGCUUGCCCCAUCGCUCGACGAAAUGGCGGUUCACUGCGAUCGUUGCCAGAAGCAGUUCGCCACUCAGAAGCAGUUCAGUAAUCAUCGCAGCAACAUGGCGAGUGCGUGCGCCGACUGGAAGCACACCACGAAAAGGCCGCAGCCACCGACACCCGCUGUAGUUGCCCCGGGGUACGUUGACCUCGACAGACCCAACGACGAGCCAUCUGUAGUGCCCAACUACGAUGAUGGUGUAUCAUCAUCAUCUGACUCCGUCGACAGCGAUGUCGGCAUCAAGUGCAACGACUGCAAGCGCAUCUUCCGCUCCCUGGGCCACUACAACAACCACAUGCUAGGUUGCACUCCUGUAUCGACGACCGCACAAGUCCGCGAGGUGCUCCCCGCUACCGCAUUGGGUAGCUCUCCACUCACCACAAACCAGAUGAGGGCUGCAAACGCACCUGUACUGGCACCCCGAGCCCCGAUUUCGUCUAAUGUAUCUUCCACGCAUACCAGCAAUCCGGCCGCUUUUGCAUGCGAUACCCGAGGCUGUGAUCGUUCCUUCAGGUCCGAAGCCGGCCUCAAACAGCACAAGCAGGACGCUCACGGUGUCGGAGGUCAGGCAUUGAACUUGGCCGGCCGCGACUCGUGGAUGCUCAGCAAUCGCGAGCGAGAACGAAUGCGGCAAGAAGGUUUGCUUCAACAAACUCCUUCCUCUCGAGGCCGUGGCGGCCAAGCAGGUCGUCCAGCCCCUCGUGGAGCACCUUCCCGUCCUCGGGGGGCUCCUUCUUCAACAAGACCAUCCGUACAACAACAGCAAUCUGCCUUCGCCCGUCCAAUGCCGCAGCAACCUCGCUUGCCAGUCCAACAACCUCCUCCUGCCCCCAACAGCAUCAACAUGGGCGGCAUUGCGGAGCUUGACCAGGCCAAAUCUAUUCAGGCAAAGACACAACGCUUGCUCAUCCAAUCAGAUGUCUUCAUUCUACACGAUGGAAAGGUCAACGCCUGCGAUAUUAUGUGGACUCGGAUCGGUGUCGCCAAACAGUACGACGUGGUUAAGAUGCUCGACGGGAUGUGCCAUCUCCCAAAAAUGCUGCAAGGCGAAUACAUACCUCCUCCAAAGGCAUUGAAAGAAGAUUACAAGGCCACGUAUUUGUCAAGCGACUUCAAAGCCUCCCCCGAACGCAACAUAACCAAACCAGGCCUUGGCGCAGUCGCCAUCUCAUGCAGCAAGAUCCUGCUAGCAAACGGCUGUCCCGAGGUCGUCAAGAUAGCAGCUGUUGAUCUGAUCACCUGCCGAAUCCUUAUGAACCACCUUGUCUGUACUGAUCCGCACGCAAAAGUCAAAGAUUGGUACUCCCCGGUCACCGGAUUGUUCAGUUGGGACGACAUGGAGGGAGCUCGAAAAGCCGGGUACAAGAUCUUCAAGGGCUGGGCGGCAGCACGAGAUGCGCUACACAGGUUCGUCGACAAGGAGACCAUUAUCGUUGGCUGCAACCUGCGUUCAGAUCUAGACGCUCUCCGUAUGAUCCAUGGACGCGCCGUCGAUAUCGCCAAGGUCGUUGAGAAGGCUGCUCAGGGUCCGCUCAGCAAGGCGCAGCUAGCACUGGAUGGCUUGUGCCGCGAUUUUCCUGAGAUCAAGCUCAAGAGCGACCCCGAGUAUGGUCGGGACAGUCUGAUGAACGCUUUUGCGGUACGUGAGUUCGGCUUGUGGGCGCUUAAGAACGCCGAUAAGCUCGGCAUGUUGGCGAAAAAGAGGAGUCGAGAGUAUCAGAACGCUAUGCCAAAAGUUGCUGUUGCAGGAGCUUGA